CAGAACGAAGAAGUUGAAUAUCUGCCUGUGUUGACAGUAACGCUUUUCGUGUUUAAAGAGUAAUUUGAUUUAAACGGAUCACAUUGUGGUUUUUCGUGUGCUUUUUGUGAAUUAGGCGAGUAAUGUUGAAGAAAUUUUCGCUCGAUAUCCAGACUUUGUCCACUGCGUCUUCCAAACGAUCGAGUUAGAAGUGUUUUAACCAACAGAGGAAUCUGUACUUUUUUUUUAUCAAGAAACCAGAAAUCCAGCCAGAAUCUUGUCCAUUGGCAUUUCAAGUGGCUCUUGUUGAGGCGGACUGACUGAAGUGAAACCCAGUAGGCCCAGCUGAGAGCAAUCCAGGCAGGACACAAGAUGCCUCUGUUCUUCAGAAAGAAGAAACCUAGUGAUGACUCCCAGAAGAGACUUGAAUAUCAGCUGUGUCGGUCGAAGGAGGCGGGUGCUGAUGACAUCCUGGAUAUCUCAGCUUGUGAACUCUCAGAGGUUCCUUUAAGUGCCUUUUCCAUUUGCAAGGUUGUACAGAAGAAGGUAAGAAUAACACAGCUGAAGAGAUUAUACACAAUGUAUUUCCUAUGGCAGGUCCUCAUCAUACACAACAACAAGCUGAGAUCACUGCUUCCCAAAGGAGGUGACAUCGGCUCUCUCAUCACACUAAAGGUUUUGGAUUUGCAUGAAAAUCGGCUUAGUUCACUCCCAGAAGACAUCGGGAAGCUGGCCUCACUGCAGGUUUUAAAUGUGGAGAAGAAUCGUUUGAAAUUCCUUCCAGACUCCAUUGGGGACCUGAGGCACCUACAGACACUCAAUGUGAAAGGCAACUGUCUCAGUGAGCUGCCGUCGUCAGUGAGUUCUCUGUGCAGCUUGCGUACCCUGGACGUGAGCGACAACCUCAUCAUCCAGCUUCCCAAAACCUUUGCUUAUAUACGCACGCUGGAGAGCUUCACACUAGAUGCAGCCACAAUGACCUAUCCUCCUGCAUCUAUGUGCAUGGAAGGCACAGAGAGCAUCCAGAACUUCUUGUGUGCUGAGCUUGGAGAAGAGUAUUGCCCUCCAUCCCAGUAUCUCCUGCCAGUGCUGGAAAAUGACGGCGGGAGACAAAACUCAGACUGUGUGGAUGGCUUUGAUGAGUCCUGGCAGACUAAAUUCAGUGACUAUGAAAAGAGAAAGUUGCAGAAACAGGAGGAAAAGCUGGCAUUGGAGCGUCACAGAGAAGAGAAGCAAAACGAGCACACCCAGCUUCUCCUCAUGAACAACUCUCGUAAAGUAAACAUCCUCAACUCAGUUCGUCAGGAGCAGGAGCGUCUGGAGCAGGGGGUCAACAUGCAACAGCGAGCCCAGGAGACGGAGCGGCUCCUGCUGUUAGAAAAAGUGAGACAAGCAGAAGACAACAUCAGCAGUCGCAUUGGCAACAUGCUGUUGGAUGACAACAGGCAGAAAAAGAGCGCAGAGUUUCUCCAAGCCAUGGAGGAAGAUCGGAUCCGAAUGGAACAUUUGACUGCCAUCACGCAGGAAGAAGCUAACUCUCUGAGGAAGCGAGAGGUGGCCGCGGCCAUGCAGAAGAUGCUGUCAGACAGCUGUGCUGUGAGUCUCCUCCAAGAGGCUAGUGACUAUCGCAGAAAGAACCUGGUCUCUGAGACCUACAGAAGUAUGGAGAAUCUAGAGAAGAAGUUUGAUAAGAUGCUGUCUCUCCAGGUUCUAGACAAAUCUAAAGCCAUUUCUCACAUUUUACAGGAGGAGGAGAUGCAGAAAGCAGCAUUCCAGGCACUGCAGUUACAGAAAGAUUCCGUGCACGGUUACAUACGCAGCCAGAUCAAGCUCAUCGAGGGAGAAUUAAUGCAGCUGACAAAACUGGAAGUUAAAAGACGCAAUCUGGAUGCUGAGAACCUGCAGGAGGUGCUGGUGGAACAGCGCACGGCUCUUGGUGAUUUGCUGCAGCAGCUACUGAAACAGAAGCACCAGAGAGAGCAAGAACUGCAGCAAGUACUGGUGGAGAUGGAGCUCAAGUCGGAAUCCAACCAGCAGAACUACUGGAUGAUUCAGUACCAGAGACUGCUGGAUGCGAAGCCCUUGUCACUACGCAUGCAGGAAGCCGGCGUGGAAAAGGAGUUGGUGAAUCUGCUGUGUAAACUGUCUGCGCAGCAUUAUCUGCCCAUCAUGGCUCACCAUUGUGUAACAGCGGAGGCCCUUCGCCACAUGAACUCCUCUGACCUCAAGAAGCUUGGCAUUAUUGAAAUUGGCAUCCAGAAAGCUCUUCUGAAAUGGGCGAGGGAACACAAGCCUGAAGGUGCUUGUAAGGUGCUGGAGCAGAGCGAGGAGGCUGAAGUCACUCCCUCAGAGCCGUCCUCGUACCCCUCUCCAAUUCCCAGCACCUCUCACGUGCUGACCCCGAGCCCACCACUGACUCCUGGUACCCCCAUUACCCCAUCGGCCCCCAGCCCUGUGGAGGGACCAGGGAGCUCAGAGUGUGUGGUCUGCAUGGAGACUGCGGCCCAGGUCAUCUUUCUGCCAUGCGGCCAUGUCUGCUGCUGUCAGGUCUGUAGCGACGCCGUGCAGAACUGCCCCCUGUGUCGGAGCAACUCAUCCCAGCGCAUACGCAUAUACCGUAGCUAGAAACCACACGCGCCACUCUUAUUCCUGCAUGAUUACCAUGCUGCUGUGUAGAUGUGCUUUGCAAAAAUGCUGAUCAUCUCUCCUGCAUUAACCAAAAACCAUGUUCUAAUAUAUACAGUGGAACCCGUUUAUGUCGACGACACACUUACUCAUUAGCGGUUGUCAACAUAAGCAAAACUAUCCGUUCCUUGCACAUUUAUUUGUGACAUUAUCCAUAGACGUAAGGAGAAUGGAGAGAAUAAAGGAUUUUAGUUUGUGGGCUUGGUUUUCCUCCAUUUGUGCAUAUUUGGAUUUAGAUUCAUGUGUUUUCAUAUUAUGUGGUUAUUAUUAUUACCCUCUUUUCCAAAUAGGGCCACAUAGUAAAAUGAAAGGAUACAAAGGCCAUUUUGAUAAACGGCAUCUCGGUUUUGUGAUGCAGGUGAAAAAGCGUAAUGAACUUCAGUCUUUUCUCUUUGUUUUUUGUUUUUUGACAGUCUUUGUUUUUCCCCCGUUUUUGCUGUUGCUAUUUAAAUUUUCCAAAUAUUCCAACUUUCUUCUUAAACAAUAUUGCGUAAAUUUCCUUUUUGUAAUAUUUGACUUAAUUUCGAUAAUAUUACUUAAUAUUAUGUAUUAAUAUUAGAAUUAAUUAUUUGUAAUAUUAUUUAUUAUUAAUAAUGCUAUUAUUAUUAAUAUUAUUCCAUAAUAUUAACUUUUUCUCCAACCUAAUUUUCCCAAAAUGACGGCUUUAUUUUGUUUUGUUUGUUUCUCAUAUUGCGACUUUAAACAAAUAAAAUUUUUCUUUAAUAUUCAACUCUGUUACUGAAUUGACAUUCAUUAUUUCUGUCUGAUAAUAUUACAAGUUUAUGUUUGUAAAAUUGCGACUUUUAUCGUUGGAAUAUGACUUUUUUCUCUUAAUAUUUUUUUACCUUAUUUUUUGUAAAAUUGCAGAUGUUUUUCCCAUUUCUGCUGCUUUUUAAAAAUUUUUAAAACUAUUUCAACUUACUUCUUGGAAAUGUUCUUCUCAUGAUUUUAUGACUUUAGUCUCAUAAUAUAACUUUUUCCCCAACCUAAUUUUUCAAAAAUGACAACUUUUUGUUUUGUUCAUAAUAUUAUGACUCUAAAAAUUACAUAUAUAUUUUUUCUUUAAUAUUUCAAAGUUAUACUACUAAAUGAUGCUAUUUUUCUUCAUGAUAUUCCAAAGUUAUUCUUGUAAAAUUACUGCUGGUUUUUACAUUUUUGCAGUUUUUUUCAUUUAAAAAAUUUGAAUUGUGUUUUUGCAAUGUGCAGCAGGCCAAUAAAAAAACAGCCGCCGACCGCAAAUGGCCUUCGGGUCGCACUUUGGGCACCCCUGCUCUUAUCUAACAGCUGCUAUGGUAAUUUCACUCUAUUUCUUCACAACGACGACAAAGCUUGCGCACAUCUUUCUUCCAGUGGCUAACAAUAUAAAACAAUGAAAUUUUGCACUGAACAGGAAGUGACUGUGUGCACGUUUUCAUGCUGUGUAACUAGACCAGGGGUCGGCAGCCUGCGGCAACCGGAGCUGCAUGCGGCUGUUCAGCCUACUUGUUGCGACUCCCUUUGCUGAGCUCAGUGAUUUUUUUUUUUAAGCACUGAAGUAGGGUUAAUAUGCAUUUUCGAAAAGAAUGUGAAAUAUUGGACUCACUGCAAGUCUGUGAAUGGAGCUAGACUGCGUUCUUGGCUGCUGAUUGGAUGAGCAAGGGAAGGGGAGGUAGGCUAGUGUAUGCAGCGAGUCUCACUGCAGAGGAAAAAAGGUGAGGGAGUUUGAAGUUGAGUCUGAAGUCUGAUUCAGAAAAUGAAAGAAUGCCUCCCAUAUGGAAAGACAGUCAAGGAUAGGAUCAAUAGAAUGGUUAUUGAUGACAAGACAACUCAGCGCAGGCAUAAACGCUAUCGAGAAAACACCCACAUGCAGAAAUGUGAACUCUGAUGAGCUUUUAUGUUAAAGUGGUUACGAUUGAAUGAUUUCAGAAAAAAAAAAAAAAAAAAAAAAAAAAAAAAAAAUGAAUGAUUUCAGAGUAGGCCUACACAUGCACGCUGCACUUUUGUUUGUUGAAUUUUCUUGUUGUAACAGGUAACAUUUUUUAAAAAUAUGACAACUUUGAUAAGUUUAUAAGCUGUGGAAUAUUUUGCUAUUUUUUUAAGAAGAGGCAAAAUGGCUCUUCUGAUGCUAAAGGUUGCUGACCCCUGAACUAGACGGUAGUCACGCUGCUUAAGGUGGAGUUACAUCCUGACGUACGUGCUGGCAUCGUGCAAAAAUGGGUAAAAUCGCAAGAGACACGCACUUGGCCCGCCCCAAAGCCCGUAGGAAGAAAAUCGGGAUGCAAAUAAUUUUCUGCUUGCACACAGAAAAACCUUGCAUGCUGCCGGGUCGCAAGGGCAAGGCAGCGGAGGAGUGCGUGACCCUUGCGUGUCACAAGUUUAAAUAUACAUUUCCCGGCCACAGCAGCGGCUCCUCCCGCAGCGGGCGAUUCCUCCACUCCUCAUACUCUGGUUCUCCCGACCUUUGUGGAAUGACGCCCACACACGUACGUCAGCCUUCCAUGAAGCGCACCUAGCACACACGAGUUGCACGCCGCAACCUAAAAGCUACCAAUUUGGCAAGCGGCAAGCACGUGGGUGUCACGACUCACUUGCUUCAUAAGCAUAGCACACUUGCAACCCCUCUGAUACCCUACUUCCUCUACGUGCUUACCUCGGCCAACAAAUUUCCCAAAAAUUGAGGGGCCAGUGCGCGUGUUAACACGUACGUCGGGAUGUAACUCUCGCUUAAGCGAUAACCAUGAAAUUAAUAAUACUACAACACAUUUUUCAUAGAAACAACGGUGUUAUUUUAGUGUGUUGGUGUCAACUUAAGCAGGUACUGGACCAGGAUUUGAUGAGUUGGUCCACAGGGACAGUGUGUCGAUAUAAACGGGUUCACUGCAAUUAUGCAAAUUCAUUGAGCAGCACUCUAUAGCUCGUUUUGUUUCAUUCAUGAAAAUUUCAGUAUUUAAACUAGUUUUGAAAUGACAUCACUCUAUCAUGUUUGAAAUGGACUUGUUUUUGUAUUUUUUACCUUUGUUCACAUUCUUAGGGGCAUCCAUGUACAUUUCACUCUUAUGCGACAAUAAGGGAAUGUCAUAUUUCAAGUUGACUUUCCAGGGUUGUGGAGCUGUGGUCCAGCUCUACACUCUCUGCAGGGUCCUUGAGGUAGCAUGGGAGUUUGCCCAACCAGUUUGCAUGUUUUUUGUGGAGUUGGUAAAGGCAUUGUUCCUGGAGGGGUCCUGUCGGGGUUGCCCUGGGAGUAUGGGGUAUCGGAUGCUCCCUGUAUGACCGGUGUCAGAGCUUGGUCCACAUUGCUGGCAAUAAGGCGGUCUUGUUUUCAGUGAGGAUCGGACCCCGUCGUCACCGAUUCUGUUCAUACCCUUUGUGGACAAAAUUUGUAAGUGCAACCAGGCCAGUUGAGGGGAUCCGGUUUGGUGGCUGCAGGAUUGGGUCUCUCUGUGGUCCAGCAGCCUUCAUCGGGCCGUGGUCGGAGUUCAUGGGUCUCGCCCGUAUAAGGUCGGGGAUGAGAACCUGCCCCAAGUGGAGGAGUUUAAGCACCUUGGGGUCUUGUUCACCAGUGAGGGAAGGAUGGAUCGCAACAUUGUGCGGCGUCUGCAGUGAUGUGGACUCUGCAUUUGUCCGUUGCGGUGAAGAGGGAGCCGAGCCAAAAGUCAAAGCUCUCACUUUACCAGUGGAUCUAUGUUCCGACCCUCACCGAUAGUCAUGAGCUUUGGGUAAUAACCGAAAGCACAAGAUCGCAGGUACAGUCGGCCGAAAUGAGUUUCCUUCAUUUGGUAGCUGGACUGUCUUAGAGAGAGGGUAAGGAGCUCUGUCAUCCGGGUGAAACUCGGAGUACAGCCGCUGCUCCUCCACAUUAAGAGGAGCCAGAUGAGGUGGCUCGCACAUCUGCUCACGAUGCCUCCAGGACGCCUCCCUUUGGAGGUCUUCAGGGCACAUCCGACUCCUAGGAGGCCUCGGGGAAGACCCAGGACACGCUGGAGAGACUGUGUGUCUCAACUGGCCUGGGAACGCCUCUUGAUCCGAGCUGGACGAAGUAGCCGGGGAGAGGGAAGUCUGGGCUUCCCUGCUUAGGUUGAUAACCCUGGCAACCCAACCCUCGGUAAGCAGAUAAAAAUGGGUGCCAGUUGGCUUUUCUAAACGUGCUCAAUUUGGGACUUAUUUAUACACGAUUAUUAGUGUGUAAUGGUGAAUCGUAUAAUUCUAUUUGGAAAAGGUAACUUAUAGACAUGAACUGUGUGUACUUCUGUUGUCUGCUAUUGCUGGAAAUGAAUGUCAGAGUGAAUAUUUAUAUUAUUAACUAACCAUCAUACACAUUUGGAAAUAAAACUGAGACCUUACGAUGGCUUUUAAGCUUACGGCUGUUAAGUGCUUAAGCGUGUUACAGUAUAUUAUAUAUUAUAUUGUCCUCCUGAAGAAAAUUUAAGUCCUUUCACCAACUGUGGUGGAGAAUUGCGUGACCCACCAGCCUUCUCCAUUUGUUUUCUUUGACCACUAUGCUGUAUCUGUGUAUUUACUGUAUACUCUGUUUAACUAACAACACCUGUUUGUGGCCACCACUCAUGCAUUUCUAAGUGCUCUUACAUACACAACACAUGAUAUUUCGGUGUAAUACAAAACACACGUCACCUUCUUGUACUCAAUGUGUGAUCAAUGUAAAUAUUAAUGUUGCAUGGGAAAUGUAUACUGAAAUAUACAUUUGGAGAAGUUGACGCUGAUGCGUAACAUAAAUAAAAUAUGAAGAUGGCUUGUGGAGUUUUCUUAUAAACAACAAAGGCUGCGUGGUUUGCACUGUAAUCAUUAUACCUAAGUAUACAUGCAAGUAAACAAAUGUAAUGUAAAAAUGAAAUAAACACUGGAAAACCAAUUAUAUAAA
This is a messenger RNA of Dunckerocampus dactyliophorus (ringed pipefish), 7519 nucleotides long. It is a transcript of the gene lrsam1, whose product is annotated as leucine rich repeat and sterile alpha motif containing 1. The transcript is spliced from 25 exons. Gene Ontology annotation, molecular function: protein binding. Lineage: Eukaryota; Metazoa; Chordata; Actinopteri; Syngnathiformes; Syngnathidae. The record is from RefSeq and is a predicted model, not a curated record. The coding region runs from base 352 to 2604 and encodes 750 amino acids.